AUGCUGGGACAAGGAGCACUUCUCCUGGCGCUCGGAGCCACUGGCGCCGUCGGACAGGGGCUUAUGUGGCUCAAUUCGACGGAUACGUACGGUUGCGCCGAGCACAACGCGCCCGAGGCGAGGUGCGGCAGUCAACUAUACUGCGAAGCGUACGUUAGGGACACAAACGGAGAAGCGCUGUACCCCGACAACGACAAGGCAUACGACAGCCGAGCGGCGUGCUAUCUGGAUCGGGGUCGAGCCUGGCGACUGUUGGACCCUUGCCUCACGGAGCGCGAUAAGCGGCUCGGUUGUAUGCCGCUGGAGCCUUGGCGCCGACCUGAUGUCACCUGCACGAAAGCUCAAUGCGACCCGAACAACGGAAUCAUCAAAAACUAUCACCGCGUCUGUGGCACCGAGAAUUACUGUGCCCUCUUCAACCGAGACGAUGUUCGCAAAAACCCAGACACUCCGUUCAGUGGCACGAUCGACUGUCUCAUUCAUCAUGAGGACAAUGAGGGCAGGCAUACAUUGCAACGAGGCGAUAGGCAGUUCCUGCGAAGUUCUUGUUCCUACAGGUUUGAUGUCACCAACGAGUUCUUGGUCGGAACGAUCAAGUACUGUGCCGGCUUUUCGCAUCCUUUCUAUCCUCUGAACAGCAGGAUCAGGCGCAUGGAGCAAUAUCCGAACGAAAGAGCUUGUCUUCUGGAUCGCGUUGCCCCGGGAGACUCGGAUUCGAAUGACGGGUGCCUUCCCCAGGGCAUCAGGAAGAACGACAACGCAUGCGAGAAUGAUCCGGAGUGGACGCUGGCAAAGCUCGAGGAGACCAAGCCUCCUCAGCGUCAAUGGUAUACAGGGCCGACAUGUUACAUGUACGAGGGACAACGCAUUUGCCGGUAA
Messenger RNA from Purpureocillium lilacinum, 879 nucleotides. RefSeq lists its product as uncharacterized. The record is from RefSeq and is a predicted model, not a curated record. NCBI's taxonomy places the organism in Eukaryota, Fungi, Ascomycota, Sordariomycetes, Hypocreales, Ophiocordycipitaceae.